Messenger RNA from Cavia porcellus (domestic guinea pig), 13413 nucleotides. RefSeq names its product leucine rich repeat transmembrane neuronal 2 (gene Lrrtm2). Gene Ontology annotation, molecular function: protein binding. NCBI's taxonomy places the organism in Eukaryota, Metazoa, Chordata, Mammalia, Rodentia, Caviidae. The transcript is spliced from 2 exons. The coding region runs from base 545 to 2095 and encodes 516 amino acids. The record is from RefSeq and is a predicted model, not a curated record. Gene Ontology annotation, cellular component: extracellular matrix.
AUACUGUUAAAAAGCACCGUGCUUUUUAACAGUAAAGCUUCUGGAAAACCCAAACAAAAGACACGUCACCCGGUGACGUCAGCCUAUAUACAGUUCUGUGUGGUCGCAGCACAUAAGCAAAUCCAUUCUUGUGCCGUUUCUCAGAAAGGCUUUUCAGUAAAUGCACUCAUGCUGCUCCAGGAGCUCUUCUCUGCAACAAGCCGCCCAUCUGCCAUCAACAAGUUAAGACCAACAGAACUAACGGCUGCAGAGAAGAGACUGAAGCUUUGAUGACCGGCAGUCGUUAGAGGAGGAGAAAAUUAGUAACUUAUACCAUUAAACCUAUUUAGGAGAGCAGAGCACCACAAAAAAUGAAACCAAUGCUUUCCAGAGGAAUAUCCUAAGGAAAAAACAACUCACUCUGACGGAUUCAAUUUUACUAGGAAAGCUGGAGAAACAGAACAGAAAACUGGUCAAAGGCUCCUGCAUAUUAGAGCCUUUUACAGACUCACUGCGUUGAGUCUGACAACCUCGACUGAAUGCAGCCUCCAAUGUGCUCAGAAGAAUGGGCUUACAUUUCAAGUGGCCAUUAGGGGCCCCUAUGCUGGCAGCAAUAUAUGCAAUGAGUAUGGUUUUAAAAAUGCUGCCUGCCCUGGGUAUGGCGUGUCCACCCAAAUGCCGCUGCGAGAAGCUGCUAUUCUACUGCGACUCUCAGGGCUUCCACUCAGUGCCAAACACCACAGACAAGGGCUCUCUGGGCCUGUCCCUGAGGCACAAUCACAUCACAGAGCUUGAAAGAGAUCAAUUUGCCAGCUUCAGUCAACUUACCUGGCUCCACUUAGAUCACAAUCAAAUUUCAACAGUAAAAGAAGAUGCUUUCCAAGGACUAUAUAAACUUAAGGAAUUAAUCUUAAGUUCCAACAAAAUAUUUUACUUGCCAAACACAACUUUUACCCAACUGAUUAACCUGCAAAAUUUGGACCUGUCUUUUAAUCAGCUGUCAUCUCUGCAUCCAGAACUCUUCUAUGGCCUUCGGAAGCUGCAGACCUUGCAUUUACGUUCCAACUCCCUGCGGACUAUCCCAGUACGCUUGUUCUGGGACUGUCGUAGCCUGGAGUUUCUGGAUUUGAGCACAAACCGUUUGAGAAGUUUGGCUCGCAAUGGAUUUGCAGGAUUAAUCAAACUGAGAGAGCUUCACCUAGAGCACAACCAGCUGACGAAGAUUAAUUUUGCUCAUUUCCUCCGGCUAAGCAGUCUGCACACGCUCUUCUUACAAUGGAACAAAAUUAGCAACUUGACAUGUGGGAUGGAAUGGACCUGGAGCACUUUAGAAAAGCUAGACCUGACUGGAAAUGAAAUCAAAGCCAUCGACUUGACAGUAUUUGAAACGAUGCCUAAUCUUAAAAUACUCCUCAUGGAUAACAACAAGUUAAACAGUCUUGAUUCUAAGAUUUUAAACACCCUGAAAUCUCUCACAACCGUUGGCCUCUCUGGCAAUCUGUGGGAAUGCAGCCCCCGAAUAUGUGCUCUUGCCUCCUGGCUGGGCAGUUUCCAAGGUCGGUGGGAGCAUUCCAUCCUAUGUCACAGCCCUGACCACACCCAAGGAGAGGAUAUCCUAGAUGCAGUCCAUGGAUUUCAACUCUGCUGGAACUUAUCAACCACUGUCACUCCCAUGGCUACAACUUACAGAGAUCCAACCACUGAAUAUACAAAAAGAAUAAGCUCAUCAAGUUACCAUGUCGGUGACAAAGAAAUCCCAACUACUGCAGGCGUAGCAGUUACUACAGAGGAACACUUUCCUGAACCAGACAAUGCCAUCUUUACUCAGCGGGUAAUUACAGGAACAAUGGCUUUAUUGUUUUCUUUCUUUUUUAUUAUUUUUAUAGUGUUCAUCUCCAGGAAGUGCUGCCCUCCUACUUUAAGAAGAAUUAGGCAGUGCUCAAUGAUUCAGAACCACAGGCAGCUCCGAUCCCAAACACGACUCCAUAUGUCAAAUAUGUCAGACCAAGGACCGUAUAAUGAGUAUGAACCCACCCAUGAAGGACCUUUCAUCAUCAUUAAUGGUUAUGGACAGUGCAAGUGCCAGCAGCUGCCAUACAAAGAAUGUGAAGUAUAAUAUCUACCCAUCAUCAAAAAAAUCACAUCAGAUAAGUAACCUAUUUUACAUAGUAGGGGGCUAAAUACAUAUCUAAUUUUUACCAAUGGUGACAUUAAGCCUAAUUUUCCAAACCAAGUGGAGACUUAGUUUUUGAAGUGUUGAAGUAUUUUUAAUUUUUUAAUGAAACCAUAUUUUAAGUGUUUAAUGAAGCAUUGCUCACAUUAACUUGCACUCUUGUUGUAAAGUCUAAAAUGCUUCAAAGUAAGACAUUUAAUGUAUGUAAUUAUAUACUAUUGUGUGUAAACAUUUACACUAAGGUCUCCAUUUGCUAUUAUUUUCUACUGAAAAUAGCUGGGAAAGAAGCUACUGAACAGAAACAGAUAAAGAUCAAUACCUGUUUGAUCACUGCUCUCCAUCUCAUGUAACACACUGGCUUGCUGCAAAGUUCUCUUGUAUAAUAUGGUAUUUACUCAAAUCUACAAUACUGCCAGUGUAAGAAGCAGAAUUACAUGUAUUGACCGGCAAAUAUUAAACACCCUUCCUCCAGAAUUUUUGCCUGGUUAGUAGAUAUUAUUAAAGUCCACAUCAUGAAAUCAGCAGUCUUUAUAUAACUCUAAAGCUGAGGGACUAUUUAAUAUAUUUAAACAAUGAAUCCAGGUGAUUGUAAAAAAAAAAGGGCCUCAUUAAAAUCAAUACUAAAUAAUAAUUUCUUAUCAUAAAUCUCUAAUUUGACAUGUAAUAGAAAUGCUGAUUUCUGUGGCAUUUAUCCUAUUUUAAACUAGUAUUAAAUUACCAUUUUACUAAUUAAUUUACUAACUCCUAUAUUUACAUUAAUAUGUGGAAAAAUUAGAACUUACUUGCGGUGAGAAAAGAGAUAAACUGAGUCAGUUUAACAAUACUGACAUCUUCCUUUCAGUUUGCAAACUCUCCUCCUUCUCAAUCUCUGUCACAAUCCAUCAUCAAAGGAUGCCUGACAAAGGGGUCAGUUAAAUCGCUUUCCGCUGCCUUUUCCUGAUUUUUAAAUGUUUAACUUAAAAGAGCCCAAUUAAAAAUAACUGGCUACCAACAGGCACAAUCCUGAUUAUUGUUACAGUAUAAAGGAACCAUGAAAAAAAUCAUUUUCUAAGUAUUACAUGCUAAAUUUUGACCUUUCAAUAAGGAUACCCAUUCUUUGCGUGGUUCCUUCUAAGAGACAGAAAGAAUACAUUACUGAAGUGAAUCUUAUGGUAGAACAUUCAACAUGCCUAUGUAGCUACAAAGCAGUAAAUGGAAGGCAGCAAAAAGGUAACAGGAUGAAAAGCAAAGAAAGCUUUUUGAAACCUGACUCUGGUUUGUUGAAGUUACUAAGCUGCACACAAUGAUCAUAACACAAUCUGCACAAACAGGGCAAGGCUUUGGGACCUGUGUUGAAAUAUGAAGAGGGGGAGGUUCUCCAGUGUAAAUAUAAACAUCCCAUAAUAAUAAGUGGUAACAAUGCCACAUUUUCAUGCAGAAAAGAACCAUAAGUAUUCAAUUUCUUCUAUGAUUUUUAUGGGAAAACUAUGACAUAUUUGGGACUUUAAUGUAAGUUACCAAUUCAUAAAAUUUUUCUAUUAAGAAGGUUCUGUCUAUGUAAAAAACUAAAAUUAGAGCACUACCUUCACUUUAGGGGAAAAGAUGGGGCUUUUUUGCAACUGUCAUUGUAUAUGAGAAGGUAUAAAAAUCCUCAGAGGAGAGAGGGAGGAAAGAGACAGAGACUUUUCCUUAACAUGUAUGUCAAUCUCCCCUUCACUCAAGGCAUAUUUUCUUCACAAGAUUGAACUGUGAACAAGAAAACAUGUUACGACUAUAGUUUAGCCCUUAAGAUCUAAUUAUGAAUUUCUCCUUUAAUACUGUAAAGGGUACCUAUAUUUCAAAGAUAAUGUGUCUCAGUAUAAUGAAAAUAUGCUCUACAUUUUUUAAAUGUAGGCAGACUAGUUUGGCAGAGCCUCAGCUCAGUUCAAUUACUUGAUUUAGGUGAUGCCAUCUCAUCUCAUGUUAUAGAGACUUUGGGCAUGCUAGGGCAGCAGCAGAUUUUCCAGCACAGAGAGCAUGCAGUGCAAUACUUCCCCACAGAGGGCGAGGAUCAGAAGCCCCUACUACUAGUGAGAACUCCGUGGGUUAAAACUCACCAACCCAUUUACCAGGGUGGCCAGUCAUUUGUCAGGUGAGACACAGCUGUUUCACAAUACCACUUUAAGCAUAUAAGGUUCUGUGAGCCCUGAAGGGUAGUGGAGGAAUAUUUCUAUCAUUUCAAACCACACCAAAAUGCUUUCAAACUAUGAGUAGAAGGGUAAGAAAUAUAAAAUGGGAAUCUCUACAUUAAUCCUAAAAGACAGUUAGUAAAAUAGCCCAUCAAUUGGCAAGACCCUUCAUGUGUGGAAUUUAGUCAUUCAGGGGGAACAGCACUGCCAAAGCCACUGAGGCAUACUUUUCAGUUGAAAAAUAACUGAUUUUUGUAACCCUCCACAUUUUUCAUAAUGCCUACUGAGGAAAGUGAAUGACAGUACCAAACAGAUAUAUUCCUUUCUUAUUUAAAGCACAAACUACCUUUUUAACUGCCUCUAGAAGGCAGGAUUCCAUUUGAUUGUUGCCUAUUUGUAUAUCAGCACAGGUUUUAAAAUGAGAUUGUUAGUCAUCUGUGCUCUCUUUACCAACUGGCCAGGGUGGAAAAGCAUCACAGAGCACUGCAGAUCCUGGCUACCAUGUCAGGGUUUUUUUGUUUCUUGGUAGGGUUUUAUCCUUUUUGUCAUCACCAUCCAUAUUUUCAAGGUUAGAGGAAAAUGACUAUCAAGAAGCAGAGAAAUAACCAUUUUCCUGGGAACACUGUGAGCUAAAGAAGACUAUCAUACAUAGCAUGUCUACCUGGGAACCAAGAAAUAGUUGGCAGUUGUUUCUACCCUUUUCUAUAGCUUGUGAGGGAUUUCUCAUCUUUCUGGAUAGUGGGCUUAUAAAUUUGCAAAUCCACGAACAAUUCUGCCUUACUACCAGCAUCAAAAAGCAAAGAUACUAAUUUUUAAGCCAAAAAUCUGUACUAACACAUGUCAUUUCUUAAUGUGCCUUAGUUAAUUUCUGUACCAAUUCAAUGAAUGAGAUUUACUGAACUUCCCAACUCCACUAAUUAUUAAAAUCCAUCUGCUUAUUCUAAUGCUAGUCAUCAAGAGCUAGACUCCAUCUUCCCAAUAAAAAUGAGUCCUAUGUAGCACUAGGUCUGAAUUACAAAAUACAGAACAUAAGUAUCAUUUUCUUAAAGCAUACUUCCUACACAUAGCUAUCAGGGGAGAAUAGCUAUACAUUCUCUAUUUCUUCUCUCUCUCUCUCUCUCUCUCUCUCUCUCUCUCUCUCUCUCUCUCUGAAGUAUAAAUAGUAAAAAAAAUUCUUCUUUAAAGAAUAUUUCUAACAGCUGACUUAUAUGAUCAUGUUCGUAAUACAGCAAUACAGUGACAGACCUAUCUGGAAAGUCUGUUUUCUUUUUGUAUCCUAUUGGUUAAAGUGCUUGAGCUAGAAAAGGAAAAAGAAAAAGAAGAUAAGGUCAUCCAUGUAUAAUUAACAAUUUCUAAUCUUGGGCAAAUUCAUAAUACUUGAAUAUCUGGCCAAAAAUAAACAGAAAAUGACUGUUUAAGCUUUCUUCCUGCUAUUGUGAACAACUGGAAACAUCUGCAACUCCUUCAACUAACAUUUUCUUCCUUGAUAAAAAAAAAGUCUAAUAUAUGGAAUGUUUGGUAAACCUCAACACUUGAGACUUGAAAUUCCAAGUACAGUCCAAACAUAUUGUGUUCAAUCGCCUUCAAGAGCCAUGGGGGGAGGGGGGAACAGAUGGGUUGGGGGGGAGAAAAUACUAUUUGGAGGAUGUCAAGGGUGGGUAACAUUAAGUACAGUGUACAGGAAAGUUUUGUUAUUAAAAUUGUGUAUACUGUAAAAAGUGAAAGUCUUUUUUUUUUUUUAACUCUUCCCAAAUAAUCUAUCAAUACUGACAAGACUGUGACAGACAAGAACCUUUAAAAGUUUUUGUGUUAUAUUCCUCUAUAAUAUUACCUAUCUUUAUUCACAGGCUGAAAAAGGGGUGGUGCUGGUGGGGCACCUCUUAUGCAGCUGGACAGAAAGUAGGGCUUGCAGGCCCUGGGACUGACUGCUCCUCUCCUCUCAAUUCUCUGGCACAACAGACUGCCACAAUAGCCUGCACCCAGAUACAUGCACCUAGCAAAGAGUAUCACCUGACACACUGCUAUUGGAAAGUCCACAGGAGCUGAAUCACACUGGGACCACUAGGUGCCCUCUAUGACCUAUUCUACCCUGGAUGCCAGCUCAGUGGAUAUAGAUAGGAAAAUGAAGGAAAGAUUUUAACAGCAUUCUUCAGUUGACAGAGAUAUAAACACCCUCACACAAGAAGCUAUGUCUGAGGGGCUGGGGAUUUAGCUCAGUGCCAUAAGUGCCUGCCUUCCAAGUGUGCGGUCAUGAGUUCGAUCCCUGGUACUGAUUUAAAAAAAAAGAAAGAAAAGAAAAGAAAAAGGCCAAAAAAAAAAAAAAAAAAAAAAAAAAAAAAAAAAAAAAAAAGACGCUAUGUCUGGGCAGCACUGGGACAGAAACUAUACGGACUUCCAGGAGGUGACUGCCAAGAGUUUACCAUACUUGCCAGGACUCCCUUCCUGCAUUCUGGCAGCACAGCAGUACUAUAGUACCAGACGGAGGAAUAAACAAGGCCAACGUUUUCCUAACACCCAGGAAAGCUGGGAUCAGAGAGGCUGAGACAGCUCUCACAUGAGGAACCUUAGCUGUAACUAAUGCAGAGGCAGGAAGCACAGCACACAAUUUUACUGUCAAGCUCAUCCAGUUUUCACUUGCGAGUUACAGGUGGGAAACUCCCCCACUUUAUGGAGUUAAAAUCAAGGCUUAAUACAUUUUGAUCUUGAAAAAUCCCAUGUAAAGCUACAUUUUAUUUAUAAGUUAAUGUAAUUAAUUUUGCCUGUAUGUCCAUAGCAUUCUUAGGUUUCUACUCGAACACAUAAUAGAUUUUUAUAAGGUCUACUUAAGGAAAUCUUUCCCCUACUUCUUUAAAUAUACCUAACAGCUGGUACUCAAGUCUCCCUGAAUAGAUAAAAUGUACUACAAAUUAUCUUUACAGAGGGAGAAAGGAAGAAGAGGUGAAGGCCACGUCUAUUCUAAACAUCUGUUCUUAGCAUGAGGGUGAUUUUCCUCCUCUCACUAUGUUUCCAGAAUAUUCUUAUAGGUCAGAUCUUGAAGUUCCUCCCCCACUACAUAAAAGCAGCAUUAAAAAGAGUAAGAAACCUCCAAGGCAAGUACAAGGAAGCAUCUUAUCCUGCCAAGUUCCCCAAUUAAAGAUAGCCCACCCCCUCCUUUCAUGGAGGCUUGACGACAAAGUCUAGUACCAACUUCCAACCCAGGAACUCUGCUAGAAACAGCAUAAACAACAACCCUGAUGGGCAGAGGCCUAUGGCCCAUCCCUUAUAUGGGCACCUCUUUUUUUUUUUCUUUUCUUUUUUUGAGAUAGGGUCUCACUGUUUACUUCUGACUGACCUUGAACUCACUAUAUAGUCCAAACUGGCCUUGAAUUCUCAAUGAUCCUCCUGCAUUUUGGAAUUACAGGCAUGUAUCACUACACCCAGCUGAGAACCAGAUUUAAAGCUGGAGCCCCAGAGGGAAUUUCCAAAUUUCUUUUUUAUAGCUUUAGUGAGACUUCACUGAGAACCACGAGGAAGAGAUACACAAGAGCCACACAUACGAACUUUAUUAAACACCUAUUCACAACUGUGUUUAGAGCAGAAUUACUCCUCUUUUAGAAGUAAUUUGUUAUUUGUACAGAGAGUCACAAAAGUUUCAGGCUGCUUUUUCUGAAGAAAAAAAUCAGGCAGAAACUAUGUAUUAGUUCACCUAUUUCAUUAUCAUGAAGGCCAAAAGAAUUCUUGUGAUAAAUAAAAACAUUUUGCAAGGUGAUAUAGUUCAGUGAUAGAAUACUAGUUAGUGUGUGCAAGAUCUUGGAUUCAUUUCCCCAGCACCCUGCCAAUACACACACACACACACACACACACACACACACACACACACACACACACACUUUUAUUUUAUUUUUUUAAAGCUAAGAGCAAUGUGUAAUCCCAGCACUUGGGAAACAGACAAAGGGAGAUUAUUUGAGUCCCAGGAGUUUGUGCCUAGCAUGAGCAAUGAAGCAGGACCUAUCUCAAAAAAAGAAAGCAAGAAGUCACACAUAGCAGUGCACCUCUGUAAUCUCAUCACUCAGAUCAGACUGAGCUACAUAGGUCAAUACUAGCCUGAAUAAACUACACCUCAGGAUCUUGACCACCCCCAAAUCAACCUAAAUACUUAUCUACCUAUAACCUGAUUCUAUAGUUAGGGAAAUUUAGAAAAAUAUAUUCAUGUGAACAGAAUAGCUGAAAUACAAUGUAAAAAUGAUCCAAAAUGGGAAUUUUUUUAAAAAAAGACAGUACUAAGGACUAAAUCCAGGGUCUUUGCCCUGAGUUAGGUUUCCAGCCCUGGUUUCAUUUUUUACUUUUAAGACAGGAUCUCACUAAGUCUCUCAGUUGCCCUGACUGGAGCUGAACUUAUGGUUUCUUGCUACUGGUUCCCAGAAUGCUAAUAUUACAGGUAUGUGUCACCAUGCUCAGCCAAUUGUGGAAUUUUCUCUUUCUUUUGAGACAGAAUUUCCUUAUAUAGUUCAGGCUGGCCUCACUAUACCAUGUAGCCCAGAAUGGCCUGCAAUCACAGUGAUCCUCCUGUUUCAGCAUCGAGAGUACUGGGAUUGCAAGCAAGUGCCACCACAUCUGGCCAAUGCAGGGAUUCUUAACCCUAACGGUUCUGGGUAUGUUUAAGAGAAUGCAAAAAUCUCUUUAAAUUAUUGUUAUGAGUCCAGAGAUUUCAAUAGAUCCUAAAAGUUUUUAAUAACUCAAAGGUUAGCUGGGCAUGGUGGCACAUGCCUGUAAUCCCAGCACUCGGGAGGCUGAGGCAGGAAGACUGCUAUGAGUUUGAAACCAAUCUGAACUACACAGUGAGUUUACAGCCAGCUGAAGUGCAGAGUGAGACCUUAUCUUCAAAAAAUAAUAUGAAAAUAAAUAAAUACAUAGAUGGAUGGGUGGCUGGAUAGUUAGGAAGCCUUGAGAGAACAACGUAACCGUCCUUUCUAGUAUACACCAACUUGGCCUUGAUCUUCCUGGUAGCCAAAGCAAAAAACUAAUCCAAAAGCUUUAUCUGAUAAAAAUUACACUGGUUUAUCUAGAAGAGAGACACUUACGUACAAAAGUUUGUGAAUUAUUUAUAAAAUGAGGGCAAAUUUAAGAACAAUAAGGAAAAAUCUCUGUAUUUCUAAGGAAGUUUUGUAGAACAGGUACACUAAUGCUUCAUGCCAACUCAAGUUAAGCAGCCUACACACAGGCUGCUCGCUUUGUGAUGACCUGACUUCUGUGUCAACCCAAAGCUGAAGCCUACAAACUCUACAAGAAAGAAGUAGGACUGUCUUGAAGAAUAAAAGAUCAUGUUCCCUCCUAAUAGGAUUCCAAGCUACGCUGUUCCAUCCCCACACACAGGACACCCAGAAAAUAUCUACUACAUUAUAUUAUACAUCUUGUAGACUAGGAGCACAAUUUAAAAUUAAACAUAUCUUCUACAGGCUGGGGUGUAUAACUCAGUGGUAGAGUGAUUGUCUAUCAUGUGUAAUAAAUACCCUGAAUUCAAUCUUCAUCAUUGCAGGGAAACAAACUACCUUUCACUAUAUUAAGUAACAGAAACUUAUGUUUCAUGCAGUAUCUCCAGUUUUGCUGAUAAUUGUAAGUGUUCUCCUUGGUAAGAAUCUAAAGAUGCUAAGUAAUUGCCUAAGAAAAAACAUAUUUUAAAAGAUAAAGCAAUCAUUAGUUUGAAUAGCUGUUAGAAAUUUUAACUGUCUUCAAAAUUUAAAACUAUGCUACGAACCAUUAGAAAAACCACCUAGGUUUUCAACAGGAAUAAGUUCAAAGGCCUGCUUUAUACUUGAAACUGUGACUCUAAGAGAAAUCCUUCAACUUCUGUGCCCUUUUACCUCUAAAACACAAUUUACAGCAGUUAACCACCAUAGGGCUACUUAUUCAUGUAAAAUCCUGAGACUUGUACAUAGUAAAUGCUCAAAAAAUGUUUGCUGCUUUUAAUAGCAACAUAUGGAGAACUAAGUGCUACAGAUCCAUCAGUAGAGAAUGUAAUCACAUUGAAGACAUGUUAGACCCAUGGGUUGUUCCCUGAAAGUCCCCACUUUCUAGAUUUCCUCAUCUCAUUAAGUUAAUGUGCAGUAUCCAAAAUGAAGAUUGACAAUAUAACAGAGCUUUCAGUAAGCUUCAAAGGCUGGUUAUAUUCUUCAUAUCUAAAACUGACAUAAAACUGACGACAUUAUCUCACAGUCAAGAUAAUUUCCCUUAUAAAAUGCAUUAUAAUAUUAAGUAUGACAUUACUGUAGUGUUGCUUUAUGAAUCAAAACUGAAUUAUUAAAGGUUCAGAACUAAUACCAAAUUCCUUCUGGGCAGGACAGUCACUUAAAAUCAAGUGCUACUUCUUAGAUUUCUUGCUCAUUAGAAUUAUAUAGAAUAACACAUACUACAUACUAUUGUAAUUGAGUACUAUUUUUCCAAAAGAAAUGAGAAAUAAUCUCACUAAAGUUUCAAAUUUCACAAUUCUACUUUAGGACAAGCUACAAGACGGAGAAUUAAGCACUACUGUUAUAUUCAUUUUUGCUUAGAUAAAAUAUAAUUUUUAAUAAAAUGUAGGAAGCAGUCCUUCCAAUUGUAGGAAAUUUAGUUUCAAGGCAGAUUUAUCAGAAGUAUGAAGGGAUGCAGGCAAGUACACAUAUCACAUGUCUAGUUAUAGCAGGAUAAUGAUCCUCCACAUUACUCAAAUCUAUACUUGAUACAAAGCUUGCUCAGAAUUAACCUAUUUGAAUGAAGUACAUACCUUUUUUUUUCUUUUGCUCCUCAAGGUGUAAAGGGAUUUAUCAGGCAGAAUUUUAAAAGGACAUACUCGAGGAAGUAAGAGUGCAGGCCUUCAAGAGAGGUGUUACAGUGUGACAAGUGAAAUAUUUAUGUGCUUUGUGUGUGGAAAAUCUGUGAUAUUUGUGAAUCUACAGGAAGUUCUGCCUUUGUCUUGGUUUAGGAGGAAAAGGAUGACCUGCUCACAGAAAGAUAAAAGGCCUAAUUUAGGGUUAGUCUUUAAAAAAAAAAAAAAAGAAGAAGAAGAAGAUGGGUGAUCCACGAUAUUUUGCCUAAAACAUUCUUUGAACUUCUCCAUCUGUUCCUUAAUCUUAAAACCAGGUUUCUGUCCCUUAGCAACUAAAUUAACUUGUGGAUUUAACAUAUUUUUUCUAGAAGAAAAGACACCUGUAAUCUCAGCAUUCUGAAGGUUGAGGCAGGAGGAUCCCUGCAAGUUUGAGGCCAGCCCAGGAGACAGAGGGAAUUUAAGGUCAGUUGAAACACACAUGAUGAAACUACCUGGAAAGCAAAGCGGAGGAUCAAACCCAGAGAACACUAAUAUAACCUCGGCUGACUUUGUGUUCUAAAGUAGUUCCAAGUCUUCUCAAAAACACCAUUUCUAAGAUAUGAUUUUCUUGUCUGCUUUCCACUUACCUUUAUUUUUUUGUUCUAACUCAUUUCCCCCAGACUUUAACCCCUUGUUCUUAACUGAAGCAAAGGGGCUGAAGGUCUAUCUUCACAUAACUGUUUCAGGAGGUGGGGGUAGAGGAGGUGACUGCCUAGGCAGGGAUCAGAAGUCUUAUCCUUACUUAUUUAAAGAAUGAGUUGUACUGUUUAAUAAACAGAAAAGAGCACCAAGAUAUUAACAAGUUUUACCUUAAAACCAUGUUAAACAAGCAGGUGCCAAAAAAGAUGGAAUCUUUGUGAAUACUAGUAUCAAAAAGUUAUGGAAGUCAGAAAACAGUAGGUAGCAUUUGGCACAAUAUUAACCUCUAUUUGUGUUGAGGUAGUUACCCAAAUACAACAGGUAUUUUAGAGCAUAGAGAUUCUUCCUUGUUUGUCAAAGAAAUCAAAUAUCCUAUUUUAAUUAUAACAAUGGUCAAGGAAUAACAGUGGUAUCUCGGUUCAUGAACACUUGUUUGUGAACAAUUUAGUGCAAUCUAGAAACCAAUCUCCAGGCAACAUUUUGUUUUUGUUUGCCAACUUUUUAUCAGGUGACAAACACUAAUGUGGCUCUUUCCCACACAAACACAAAUGUGGACAUCUUUCCCAAAAUUGUGGAACAAAUUCAGUUUGUAAGCCAAGUAUCACUGUACUCUAUAAAUGGUAUUAUGUUACUGUAAAGUUGGGAACCUGGAACUUGUCUCUUAAGUUUGUAGACCUGAAGAUCUUUUGUAGUGAUUAGGUCCAGAUAAUAUAAAUAUACAGAGUAUGAGGUAGAUAACAGAAAGUAACAAGGAUUCUUAGCUACAAUGUUUAUAUUGGCAUUUUUGUCUUAUAUAGGCAUAUCAAUACAAGAAGCCAAAUCUUUUCCUGAGGUGUACUUGAAGGUACAUUAAAAUAACAUCAUAGGACUGUACUAAGAGCCUGAAGCAUACAUUUUUGGAAAGGUUUGUGUACAGGGAUUCACGGCUUCUUGUGACUGUAAGCCACAGUUUUGCAGGUGUAGCUGGACAAUAACAGUAGGGAGGGGCUGUUGCAGAGUCUGAAGCCUCUUUUAUAGUUAGCUUAGCUUUCUGUUUAAUAUUAAUUUUCUGCUAAUAUUACUCUUAUUUUAUAGUUAUACUUUUCUGCUGAGUGUGUAAGGCCAAUGCUAACUAACAUCGAUCAGUCUAACCCCACGGUAUUUUUAUCACCGUCAGUUAAGGCCCUCAGGGUUACUUUGGGACCAUGUUCAGAGUGUCUUUGCUCCUGUACUUUUUCCUUCUAUCAGUUCUGUCAUUUGCCAGGAUAGAUUGUGGUCUUGCUUGGACAUACUGCCUUUUUUUUGAAAGUGAGACAGAUGACCAGGGCAUGACAAAGCUAGCUGGGGAAGUAGAUGUGGCCUAUUAAUGACAAAAAUCAAAGGAAUACAUAUAUAAUCUUGGGAGACACAGGCACAAAAAAGUGCCAAAGCAAUGCAGCCAGACUUCUCCCAAGAACUCGAGCAGGUUUUCCAAAAGAUGGACUACACUCGACCUCAGUCUGAGACUUGAGUCACACAAAAAGGGCGGUCCACGCUGAGUUUCUACCAUGUGCUCUCCGGCAGUGGUGGCUACUCUCAUGCUGUAGGCUGUGCUUCUUUUCCUGCUUUCUCUUGGCCCAAACUCGAUCUGUACAACCUGUUUCUUUUCCUAUCUUUAAUAAAACUUUGCUACCAUU